AUGGAGCAAUCGGAGGAGGCUCCGGAGGAGAUGCAGGCUCCACAGGAAAAUGCCCCGGCGGAAGAGGAGCCGACUGACACGAGGGAGGCUCCGCCUAAGUCGGAGUCCGUGACGACUCGGGUAAUGCAGCGGCGCCCGUCACAGCCACUCGUCAACAACAGGCGUGGCACUCUGGCUUCACAAUACGACGACCUUGACUGGGAGAAGGCCUACGUCGCCCCAACGGCUCCGUCGGCAGCACCCGGUCAGGUCGCCUCGCAGCCGUCUACCAUAACAGCUGAGGACGUUGGUCAGCAGCUGCCUCUGGGUUCAGGAAGCCUUCCGGGCGCAGCUGGCUGCCAUGUCACAACGAUUCUGCCGCCCCCACUGCUUCGAACCGGGCUGCCUCGAGGUCCUCGCGUUGGGGCGCCAGUGCAGCUGACGCCAUAUCCUCCAGCGGGCUUGGGCAGCUGCCUGGUGACUACGCGAUCGAGCUCUGUGCCCUCUGCCAGGAAGCCGGAAGCGGUGGAACUGAAGCAGGUGUGCAUUGCUCAGGGCAUCCAGGCUGCAUUCCGGCCGAGCAUUGCAGCGGCGCUGCUGCAACGGCCAGUUCAGGAGUGGCAGGAGGAGGAAGUGAUCCGAUGGCUUCUCGAAGUCAGCCUGGCUCCCAAGGAGCUGGCGCAUGUCAUCCGGGAGCAGGCGAUCACGGGGAACGUGCUGCUCACCCUCACCGAGAAGGACUUCGAGGAACUGGAAAUUCCCAAGUUCGGGCAUCGACGCCUCCUGAUGAUGGCGGCAACAGAACUGCGGGCCGUGGUGGCUCACACCCGAAGCAAGGAGGAGCCUCUGCGCCCUGCUAGCGGCCCCGCUCUCACGGUGGCCCUGGCGGCUCGAGGCCCGCCGGUUCCGCGUCCGGGUCAGGCUUCGGUGGUAGCCGGAUCCACUCCCGGUGGUGGGGUCUUGGCUGCGCCGCCGGCAACUGCCAAGGUCCCUCUCGUCGUCAAGGUCUUCGGCCACCAGAGAGCUCCCUGGGGAAAGGCGGUCGCUGUACCAAAGGUGUCGGCGCCAGGCAUUCCGACUUGCCGUCCCGUUAUGCGGUCGCUGUCGGGGGGAGGCCUGUCGGACAAGUCCUCGCGUCAGUCAACGGCUCCUUUCACCCCCGAGAGGGGCUCCUUCGUGCCGUCCCCUCGUGACGCCGUGGCAGCAGAGCCGCUGACGGCGAUGCGAACAACGCGGUCGCUGUCACCGCCAAUGCGCCCGGUGGUUGUGGUGCAAAACUCUGGGCCCAUCGCAAGGCCCGGGGGUCCUCUUCCAAAGCGCCUCGCCUGGGGCGCACCCUCGUCCGGCUCCUUGCGCGAGGUGGGUCCGAGGCCUGCUUCGAAGACCCGGAUGCAGCUCUGA
Messenger RNA from Symbiodinium sp. CCMP2592, 1380 nucleotides. The record is from the annotation of a GenBank genome assembly. NCBI's taxonomy places the organism in Eukaryota, Dinophyceae, Suessiales, Symbiodiniaceae.